UUGGAGUGAAGCGAAUGGAGUGGCUACUCCCAACUGGUGCCUCUUUAACUGUAGUCGGCAAGGCUGUGAAAGAUGAUAGCGGGGAAGUUUGGAUUGAGUGUCCACAUGAUGGACCUUUUUAUGUUGCUCCAAUGACCUUUGAUGAACUCGUCGAGCAUGUGCAAAAGAACGUAAGGGGGAUCUCAGUUUUUAUGAAGUCUGCUGCUACGGUUGUCUUGUUGCUCAUAACCGUGGACUGGGUUCGAACAGGGUUAUCUUAUUCAUGAUCAUCGACCGGGGGGAUGCGCUUGCCCUUGGCUAAUUUUUAUCUGAAACGUUUAAUUUUGUUUAGGCUUUGAUGAUGAUUAAUGUAUUUACCUGUUGGAGUACUUCUUAACCAUCCCUUGUUCUAGAGGAAUGUAAAGUGAAAAUAAUUUG
Molecule: messenger RNA, 417 nt
Organism: Linum tenue
Lineage: Eukaryota; Viridiplantae; Streptophyta; Magnoliopsida; Malpighiales; Linaceae
Source: the annotation of a GenBank genome assembly